Molecule: messenger RNA, 1137 nt
Organism: Arabidopsis thaliana (thale cress)
Lineage: Eukaryota; Viridiplantae; Streptophyta; Magnoliopsida; Brassicales; Brassicaceae
Product: F-box and associated interaction domains-containing protein
Exons: 1
Coding region: 1-1137 (378 amino acids)
Source: RefSeq, marked reviewed
AUGACGAAGAUGUCUAAUCUCCCUAAUGAUUUGGCGGAAGAGGUGCUCUCUAGGGUUUCGUUAACAUCUCUGAGAAACGUCCGACUUACUUGUAAAGAUUGGAAUACUUUAUCUAAAGGUGAGAGCUUUGCAAAGAAUCACCUUGGUUAUCAAGCAAUAGUAGCAGCGAAGGAAAAAGAGUUUAUGAUGGUCCUGAUGAUGGAUUUUAGGGUUUAUUUGAUUCGAGUCAACGUUCACAAUGACAUUGAGUCGUGUAUUAAGCCUGAAGGUGAGCUUAUUAGCUUGGGCGAUGAAGUCGAUGUAUCUCAAGUCUUUCACUGCGACGGUUUAUUGCUAUGCAUCACGGAAGAUAACGAAGAUAACGCUAAGGUCGUUCUUUGGAACCCGUAUUGGGGGCAAACACGGUGGAUCGAGUCUACAAAUAAUUUCCACAAAUUGGACAUGUAUACGUAUGCUCUCGGAUACAAGAAGAGCAGCAAAUCAAGCCGCAGCUACAAAAUCUUGAGAUUUAUUGAUUUUUCUCCCACUUGUUCUGAGUUCAAAAUCUACAAUAUCAACUCUGAUUCAUGGAAGGUUCUUGAUGUGUCUCCAGACUGGAAGAUAGAUUCUUAUAUUCGUGGCGUGUCUCUCAAGGGAAAUACAUACUGGAUUGCUAGAGAGAGGCACGGAUACGGCCAUACUUUCUUAGUCUGUUUUGAUUUCACAAGAGAGAGAUUUAGGUCGCGUUUACCUCUGCCGAGUCAGCCGUGUGUUUUAGAUACCGUGAGUCUAUCUAGUGUUAGAGAAGAGCAGCUUGCUGUUUUAUUUCAGUGCUCAAGUACAUUGGAGAUGCAGAUCUGGGUAACAACCAAAAUUGAGCCCAAUGCGGUGUUGUGGAACAGCAAGGUGUUCUUAGCUGUGGAUAUGCACUCACUUAAGUUUCAGUUUCAAGUUAGAGCUUCGAGUUUCUUUAUCGACGAGGAGAAGAGAGUUGUUGUUGUUUUUGAUAAAGAAAAACGUUAUUUAGCGUCCUCUCGCAACAAAGCUUACAUCGUUGGAGUGGAUGGAACCUGGGAACAAGUGGACCUUGGAAUGUCUGUAGACAAAUUUGUUUACCCACUUGUGUGCUCUUAUGUUCCAAGUUUAGUGCAUUUUUGA